Messenger RNA from Sitodiplosis mosellana (orange wheat blossom midge), 909 nucleotides. RefSeq lists its product as uncharacterized. Bases 201 to 845 code for a protein of 214 amino acids. Lineage: Eukaryota; Metazoa; Arthropoda; Insecta; Diptera; Cecidomyiidae. The transcript is spliced from 7 exons. The record is from RefSeq and is a predicted model, not a curated record.
AAUAAUAAUAAUGUAAACAGUUAAACAACAGAAAACUUUUAUUUGCAUAAUUAUUGUCGAGAAUUUUCUGAUAAAAUUCCCAAAAAUGCCAAUAGAGCGAGAUGAGACGAGAAUAUAAAUGUGUGAACACGUUGAAUGUUUUUCAUUGGAAAUUUACUUUGCAAAAUUGAUGAAGUGUUUUCAUUAUAAUAAAAGUGAAAAUGAAGCGGUUGAUAACUUUGAGUUUUUUGCUAACCGUUUUGACUAUGGUUAUGAUGCAAGAAGUUUCCAAAAGUCAACUGAUUCAUAUUUUGAACGUCCCAGUUAAUGAUAAAUCCAUCAAAGAAUCCAGAGAAAAGCUAGAUGAAACAGCUUUUAAGAAAAGAUGUACGUAUGGAAAAGAAGAGAUACAAAGCUUGGAAAAUUCCAAAUUGGUUCGAAAGAAAUCCGUACGAAGUGGUGUUGAUGACAAAAAAAUAAUGGAAUGCGUCUCGAAUGCAAAUGCAAUAAUUGAUUUUUUCGAAAAAAGGCAUUACGAAGCACAAAAAAGAACUAACGGAAUAUAUGACAUUGGACUGUAUCAACGAGAUCUAGCGGGACUUGAGGCCGAAGCUGAUAAGCUAUCAAUUAUUUAUUUGUCAAUUAUAGAUCCACAUAAGCGGACAAAAAUUGAGAAUAUCUGUGAUGACAUAUACGCAAAUAUGAUAAGAAUGCGAGCAAGCGUUUAUGUACACAACUGGAUAACAAAAGCUUCGGCUGCGGUGGGUGCAUCAGCUGGAAUUGUUUUGGGUGGAAUACCUGGGGCCACAAUUGGAAGUGCCGUUGGCUACUGGGCUGGAAAACAUUUCAUAAAAAUUGACCCAUGAUUCAAUUAACUUGAUUUUGAGAUAACUUUCAUCUCAAAAGAAUUGAAGUAAAGAUGAUAUCAAA